AUGGUGAGGAUUAGAGGAGGAUCCGUUAGUGCUGGACGCACCUUCAAGCUUCGUGAUGAGGAGGAUGAAAAUGUUCAAGUUAUCGAACUUUUCAUCAAAUCACCCAAAAAGAAAACUAAAAAUCGUGGUGAAAAAACGAAGCAAUCUGCAAGGAAAAAGCUAAAUGCGCAAACCAGAGAGGCAUCUGUUGAACCAUCCGAGGAGCAGAUGGAGGAGCAUCAAUCUGAAGGGCAUCCUGGAAGUGGCAAUGAAGAGGAACUGGGACAGCCUACCAAUGUAGAUGUAACCACCACGAAAUCACCCAGGAAAGGAAAAAGAAUUGCCAAAAGAAAGAGCAUUGCUCAACCCAAAGGAAGGCAAACUGUUGAUCCCUCUGGGAAGCAGCAAGAUGCAGAGAAAAAUGCUGAGAAACAGCAGACAGAUGAACCAUCUACCAAGAAGUCACCAACGACAAGGUCUGGUGUCCAGGGUGCUGAUCUGCUUGUACCUCCCAUUCCUCCAGAAAAUGAAAAUGCACACCGAAAGGAACUUAGGAAUGAGCCAACCACUGAGGCUACCCCAGAGUACCGUAUCUUCAGUUCUCAACCACAAGACAAGGAAAAAACUCCGGUAACUGAGGAAGAGACUGAAGACGAUGAUGAUGAUGAGGAUGAGGACACUGAGGAAGAAGACCCUGCCCAGUUUCACCUGGAUAAAAGAAGGCCUGGAUCCUGUAAGAUUACCAUAUAA
Coffea arabica (coffee) is the source of this 729-nucleotide messenger RNA. NCBI's taxonomy places the organism in Eukaryota, Viridiplantae, Streptophyta, Magnoliopsida, Gentianales, Rubiaceae. The record is from RefSeq and is a predicted model, not a curated record.